GUAAGCUACAGAUCUAAUAUUAGGCUAAAUUGUAGGCUAUAACCUGCUCUGAAGAUAUGUAGAUUUUAUGAUGCAGAAAACAAUAUGACUUAGACUUUGUAAAUGACUAAUAAUAUAAUUUAGAUACAUUUACAUUUGAUAGGACAAUCUAAUUUCAUGUGUCUUGGCGAUAUUGCAAAUUCUGAGAAUCAUUAAUGCCUUUAAAUUGGUUAAGUUCAUGUUGACUGACACGUUGAUCGUUAAGAACCACACGGUGGCGCUAAAUACUAAAAGUAUGAGUGUAGUGCUAAUCAUAAUCAACUCCUUGACAUCUUCGCGCAUCUUUUUGAUUGUGCUUGUGAGAGGGACAUGAAAAGUGGGUUGCAAACAUUUAAAAUUACGAUAAGCCAGGCCUACUUCAAUUCCAAUAUUUACAUGCAUUGAAUAAGUAAGUAGUACUCCUCUUGGGGACCAUCAUUUAUUCCGCUUGCACAGCUGUCGUGUGUAACCAGAGAUCCUGAGCAGGUAGGUGUCCUUAAGGUGGAGGAGAGAGGAGUGCGGAGGGCAGACAGUCGAUUGUUUUACAGAAUGACUGCCUUCUAUUUCCAGCAGUUCAACGAUGGAACUUGAAGCGAGAAGAACUUGUUGCGAAGGCACAAGAGACUAAAACGUAGUCUGACGGGAGGAAAGUAGAGAAGACAUUUUUUAAGCUUUAUCAAAAUGCCUUUUUAUGGACUAUUCGCUCAUUUUUAUAUUUCCAUAACACUUGGGAAAUUAAUUACAGCGGACCUGACUGACUUUUCAUGACAAAUCCACUGGCGACCCGACUGGACUGCUCUCUUAGGAGCGUGUGCGUAAUGGAAUCGUUCUUUCGAAAGAAAAAGAAUUUAAGGACUGCGGUCAGCCUGACUUUGGUUUUUGCCACUUUACUGAUGCUUCAGAAGUUAAUAACAGUUGACACGAAUUUCAAAGAUAUCAAAGUCGACGUGAAACGCAAAUGGUGUGGCCCCACAUGUAAAAGCAUAAAGGCUAUCGAAAAUGCAUCAAACGGUGAAGGCUUGCCGCCGGUGGGAAAACCCAUGGCAAGAAAAUGGGACAUGGAUACAAUUCAGUGUCAUGAAAAUUCAACCAUGAAAACCGAAGCCUGGUUUCGUCGUUUGAGCCCAAGAUUUCACGAAUUUGUCCUGCACAGACAUUGCAGGUACUACCCAAUGUUGCUGAAUCACCCGGAGAAGUGCAGCGGCGAUGUGGAUCUUCUGGUCGUGGUCAAAUCGGUUAUCGAAGAACAUGACCGGCGAGAAGCCGUGAGGCAGACCUGGGGAAAGGAGCAAGAAAUCCAGGGCUUUAAAAUCAAAACACUAUUUUUAUUAGGCACUCCAGCCACUGGCAAAGACGCGCGAAAUUUACAAGCCCUGGUCCAAUAUGAAGACCGAACCUACGGGGACAUCUUACAGUGGGACUUUAUGGACACCUUCUUCAACCUCACCUUAAAGGAGGUGAACUUUCUGAGAUGGUUCAACAUCUACUGCAGUGGAGUUCCCUUCAUCUUCAAAGGGGACGAUGACGUUUUUGUCCAGAUCAAGAACCUGGUGGAACUAAUUGGCUUUCGGGUGGAGGAGAACAGAGUGGAAAACCUCAUUGUAGGAGACACCAUUUUAGAAGCCAAACCGAUCAGAAACCGCCAAAGUAAAUAUUUCAUUCCCAAAGAGUUGUAUGAUGAUCGCUAUCCACCUUAUUUGGGUGGAGGGGGAUUUCUCAUGUCUUCUCUGGUGGCCCGCAAGCUCUUUGUGGUUUCUGAGAGCGUGGAGCUUUACCCCAUUGAUGAUGUGUUUUUGGGCAUGUGCCUUCAGAAACUGAAGAUCGUGCCCGAGCUGCAUCUGGCCUUCCGAACAUUUGGGAUCAUUAAGCGUAAAGUGACUCCUCUGAACCGGGAGCCGUGCUUCUUUCGCAGCCUCAUCGUGGUGCACAAACUCGACCCGCAGGAGCUGCUGCAAAUGUGGAGGCUUGUUCAAAACGAGGACUUGACCUGCGCCAGACAAGUCGUAAUAUGAUCACUAUUUAUUUAGACAGAUACGUUUUUUUUUUUUUUCUUUUUUUUUCUUUUUUUUUGUAAGGAAGGAUGAUGAUUACUUGUGUUAUCAACUGUAAAAUGUAAUAAAUCGCAAGUCUUUUUAUUAUUGUCUUAUCUACAGAGAACAACUUCAAACCUAAUCAAUACAGUUUUGAAUAUUACAGUGUGUAAGCCUAGUAUAGACCUUGCUCAACCAUGUUUACUCAAGUGAAUAUUGGAUUUUUUCUUCCAAUUAUUCUGAACACAUUCCUUGACUUGGCUUAAAAGAUAAAACCCACGGGGGG
This is a messenger RNA of Carassius gibelio (silver crucian carp), 2334 nucleotides long. RefSeq names its product UDP-GlcNAc:betaGal beta-1,3-N-acetylglucosaminyltransferase 7. The record is from RefSeq and is a predicted model, not a curated record. Bases 783 to 2030 code for a protein of 415 amino acids. Gene Ontology annotation, molecular function: hexosyltransferase activity. Gene Ontology annotation, cellular component: membrane. The transcript has a single exon. Lineage: Eukaryota; Metazoa; Chordata; Actinopteri; Cypriniformes; Cyprinidae.